This is a messenger RNA of Triticum urartu, 485 nucleotides long. Lineage: Eukaryota; Viridiplantae; Streptophyta; Magnoliopsida; Poales; Poaceae. The record is from RefSeq and is a predicted model, not a curated record.
UCACGAUGAAAAUCAUUUGUUGUUGUAGAAAGUUAUAGGAGCAACAUUCCUGAUGGCGACGGGUACGUGAUGAAGUUCAUAAACGUAUGAUAAGAACUGAGAACUCAGAGAACUUCAAGGACAAGAUCAAUGAGGUGACCGGUGUUAUGGCGGUUGUGUAUGGUGGUGACCCCAGCCGCAGGACUCCCCAGGCCAUCUACAUCUGCCCUACCAGGGAGAUUGCGCAGCAGGUGUUGAUGCAGGCAGAUAUGUUCCUGACCAAGCUGACCAGCAUGUGCAAGAGGAGCACGGAGAAGGGCUCUAUGUGGGUCACCAUGAAGCGAUUGUCGAUGAAGUGUCAGGCUAGGUUGAAGAAGAUGGCGAGUAAGGGGGAGCCUGUUGAGUACCGGUGCCUGGUCUGCGCCACCGAUGGCAAGAGGAACAUCUCCACCUUGGUGAAGUGCAAAUCCAAGUUUGAAGCUGUGAAGCAUAUCAACAAAGACUAG